GCUAUUCUCAUCAUUGACGGUGGUACUGGUGAGUUUGAGGCUGGUAUCUCCAAGGUCAGUCAGACCCGUCAGCAUGACCUCUUGACAUUCACCCUCAGCGUCCAUCAGCUCAUUGUUGCUGUCCACAAGAUGGACAUGACUAAGGCAAGGUGUGACAAUACUUCUAAGGCGAUAUAG
Suillus fuscotomentosus is the source of this 177-nucleotide messenger RNA. RefSeq lists its product as uncharacterized. Gene Ontology annotation, biological process: translation; translational elongation. The transcript has a single exon. The annotation marks the transcript as partial. Gene Ontology annotation, molecular function: translation elongation factor activity; GTPase activity. The record is from RefSeq and is a predicted model, not a curated record. Lineage: Eukaryota; Fungi; Basidiomycota; Agaricomycetes; Boletales; Suillaceae.